This is a messenger RNA of Ascochyta rabiei, 1626 nucleotides long. RefSeq lists its product as uncharacterized. Gene Ontology annotation, molecular function: protein binding. The coding region runs from base 1 to 1626 and encodes 541 amino acids. The record is from RefSeq and is a predicted model, not a curated record. Lineage: Eukaryota; Fungi; Ascomycota; Dothideomycetes; Pleosporales; Didymellaceae. The transcript is spliced from 2 exons.
AUGGAUGAACACCUGCGCAUUCUUGAGCAAGAAUACUGCCCACCAAUAGACCCCGCCCUUGUCGCUGCAUUUUACAGCGACUUCGCAGAUGCGCCCAACGCUCUAGCGCUGGCUAGGGAGCUGCUCGACCCAAUUAAAGCCUCAGCGACUGCAGAGCAACUCACAGAAUUCGAUGCCUCGGGCAGUAGUGGAGGGCCCGUACGCGACAGCCUCGUCAAGCACAGCUCAGACCUCGAAUCGAACGCAGACACAUGGGCGACGCGCACGACGCUGACCGACGCAACACACCUCUCCAACGAUCUGUCGGCGCUCAGUCUGGAUGGACGGUCAGCGACCGGCUCCGAUGAGUCAUGGGACGGUGGAUACUACAAGGAUACUGAGCAGUUCGACACCAAGACAAAAGAGCAGCUGCUGGCAGACACGUUCCCAAACCUGCGUCCAGAACUCGUAUCAUAUACGCUGAAGAAGUGUGGCGACGAUCUGAGCAAAGCCACGGAUGAGCUGCUGAACCAUGUCUACUUUGAGGACGCGCGGACGAGUCCCACCGAGGAGACAGGACUGGUCGCCAAGGGCAUCGACGCGUUCUUCGAAGGCCACCAUGUGCCUGAGAAGAGUAAGAAGGGCAAAGGGAAGAGAAAGCAGAAGGUUUCGUUAUACAGUAUGAACUCAGCCAACUCUUCUGGGACGGAUCUCUCAGGCGCUGCGACACCCAAUCGCUGGCAGAACAGCAGUCGCGACGUAGGGUUUAUCACCGCAAGAACAAAGCUGCCAGCAAAGGCGGUUUCUUCAUUGUACCACGAGAAGGCCGCGUCUCUGUCUGCCACUAUCCUGGCUUUUGUCAACAAGGACAUGAAGGCACACGAGAAAGAAGAGCCCGACGCUGGCUUCGUGGUGGACGCCAUGACGCUUAACGAAGACUUCCCAUCGAUAGGUCUCGAUCAGGCUCUGGCGCUUGUGCGUCUAGCAGACGGCUCACCGGACAAAGCGCGCGACAUGGCGAAAGCUCUUACCGAGCAGCCAGCAAGCGAAACCGGUGGGAGAGGUGGCAUCCAACUCGACUUGCGUUAUGCGCCCGUCAACCUGAACGAUGAUGAGCCUCAAUCCAGCCGGCUCCCGGCUCUGCCGUCAUCCAUUCGACCACACAGCACGGCAUCAAUCGGGCUGCGACGCAGCGAGGCAUACCAAAAAGCGGCGGAAGCACACCGCAAGGGCAGAUCUGGUAACGGAUACAUGAAGGCAGCUGCCGGCUACUAUUCACAAGAGGCCAGGGAUCUUGGUGCUAAUAUGAAGGUGAUGAGCCAGACUGACGCAGAUGCAUUUGUAGCACAACAAUCUUCGACUACAAUCCUCGAUCUUCACGGUGUCACUGUGGCAGAUGCAACACGAAUUGCCAAACAGAGAACGCGAAUGUGGUGGGACUCGCUCGGUGAACAACGGAUAGCUGAGUAUGGUGGCGCACGGGGAGGGGUUGGCAGCUAUAGGAUUGUUGUCGGGCUAGGCAGGCACAGCGUUGACGGCAGAGGCAGACUUGGGCCCGCAGUCGUAAAGGCACUCGUGAAGGAAGGCUGGAAAGUCGAAGUCGGAUCUGGCGAGCUGCUUGUCACCGGCUUGAACAGGAGGAGAUGA